Molecule: messenger RNA, 1482 nt
Organism: Pochonia chlamydosporia 170
Lineage: Eukaryota; Fungi; Ascomycota; Sordariomycetes; Hypocreales; Clavicipitaceae
Product: vacuolar H+\/Ca2+ exchanger
Exons: 3
Coding region: 1-1482 (493 amino acids)
Biological process (GO): intracellular calcium ion homeostasis; calcium ion transmembrane transport
Cellular component (GO): fungal-type vacuole membrane
Molecular function (GO): calcium:proton antiporter activity
Source: RefSeq, a predicted model, not a curated record
AUGUCUCAAGGCGGCCGUUCCCACGGAGCAUCCAACGCGGCCCCUCCUGAUGAGAGGAGCGCUCUUCUUCCAACAUCAGAGGCGCAGCACCACCACUCCAACGGCGCUACCAGUCAUCAUGAGAACGAAGGCGAAAGUGGAAGGCAUGGAUUCCAUCCAGCAACUUUCCUCAAAGUUCUGUGGCGGAGCUCAUGCACGGCGUCUAUGCUGGUCAAUCUACUCUGGCCCGUGGUGCCAGUGGCCUUUGUGCUGCAGCUCUUCCAUGGUCUGCAUCUGUGGAAGUUUGCAACGGCAUACAUUGCCGUCAUUCCAUCGGCGAACCUACUAGGAUUUGCGGGCCAAGAGUUCAGCCGUAAAAUGCCAAAAGUGGCGGGCAUACUAAUCGAGACGACUUUUGGUUCCGUCAUUGAGAUUAUCCUCUUUAUCGUUCUCAUCUGUAAGCACACGGUUGAUUCGCCCGAAACGAAUGGCGAUGAAGGCAACCUCAUACCCAUCAUACAAGCCGCCAUUCUGGGCAGUAUUUUGACCAAUUUGCUUCUCUGUCUUGGCCUGUGCUUCUUCUUUGGAGGUCUUCGUCAGGCAACCCAGAAGUUCCACAGCGUGGUUUCUGAAGUCGGCACAGGACUUUUGCUUGUUGCGGCGUUUGGCUUGCUUAUACCCAGUGCAUUCUUUUCUGCCUUGAAGGGCUCUACUGUUGAUGCCCCUUCCGAAAUUGCCUUGCUUCACGAGAAAUUCACCAAAGCCAAGCUCCAAGCCGAUGUCCUGCAAAUCAGCCAAGCAACCUCCAUUGCUUUAAUCGUGGCCUUUGCACUGUAUCUCUGGUUUCAGGCACGAAGUCAACACACCAUUUUCGACGAGGUUAUCGAACAAGAUGAACACCAAGAUGCCGACCGGCAUCAUGAUUUGGCCAAGCCCAAGUUUACCAUGACAGAAGCUUUAUUUGCCAUUGCUCUCGCACUCGUUCUUGUCACAUCACUACUUAUAUUCCUGGUCGAAAAGAUUGAGCAUGUUGUGGAAAGUGGUGUUCCCGACCAAUUCCUGGGUUUGAUCCUUCUCCCUCUUGUUGAGAAAGCCGCCGAGCAUUUGACUGCAAUUGACGAGGCGUGGGAUGGCGUGAUAAAUGUUGCUCUCUAUCACUGUCUAGGACCGUCGAUUCAGACCGCCCUCUUCAACGGACCGUUGGUGGUAAUUGUCGCCUGGGCUAUUGGCAAGCCCAUGGAUCUCAACUUUGAGAUAUUCAUGAUUUGCCUCUUGGUUCUUUCGAUUCUCGUCGUCGGCAACUUUCUGCGAGACGGAGAGUCCAAUUGGCUAGAAGGGGCGUUGCUCGUUAUUAUCUACGCAAUCGUCGCAAUUGCCUGCUGGUACUAUCCUAACCCAGAUGUCGCCAUAUCUAACGGCGCACAAAGUUCUCAGGAGAUCGAUGUUGCAUUGUUGAAGGACUCUAUUCGUCUCAUGCAGGAAUACUUACAAAAAGCAUCAUAA